UCAGACCCUGUCCUCAGACCCUCAGACCCUCAGACCCUGUCCUCAGACCCUCAGACCCUGUUCUCAGACCCUGUCCUCAGACCCUCAGACCCUCAGACCCUGUCCUCAGACCCUCAGACCCUGUCCUCAGACCCUCAGACCCUGUCCUGUCUCCAGGCCAUGCAGCUGAAGGGGCUGUCCCACUGUAAGGGGGCGCUGGCCUUCGCCCUCCUCAUGGACCUCCUGGGGGGGGCGUCCCUGCUGCUCGGGGUCUUCGCCCCGCUGGAGCUCAACGGACAGGACUUCGGAGACCUGCUGGUGUACACAGGGGCCCUGCUGGUGGUGCUCUCCUUGGGGGGCUGGGUCCUCUGGUACUCUGGGAACAUCGAGGGCCUUCCCUCCAGGAAGGAGCUGGGCCACAUCGGCUCGGCCGUGGACCGCCUGGCCCGCAACCUCAGCCGGAGGAUCCACACCUUCAGGAGCCGCCACCCCUGACCCCUGACCCCUGACCCACCGGGACCUGGGCCGUCAGAUCCAGAGACCAGCUGAGCGAUCCCCGACCCACCGGUUCAGCGUCGAUACGAUGUGUUGAUACAUGUCCUCUCCUCUGCUCCUGUUACUGUGAAACACAGACGACUGAAGCCCAUGUCCUGUGCAUUUCUGACCCGUUUUAAAGCAGGGUUUGUUAGUUGUAGACUUAAUAUUGUUUUGUGUUUGGCCCCAUGCAUCUUUAAUAAAUGUUGAAAUCUGA
Messenger RNA from Gadus macrocephalus (Pacific cod), 730 nucleotides. It is a transcript of the gene tmem238a, whose product is annotated as transmembrane protein 238a. Lineage: Eukaryota; Metazoa; Chordata; Actinopteri; Gadiformes; Gadidae. The transcript has 3 exons. The record is from RefSeq and is a predicted model, not a curated record. The coding region runs from base 160 to 474 and encodes 104 amino acids.